UCUCCCCCCCAACCUCCUCGGACUACAAAGCCCAUCAUUCCCGGCUGGAGCGGCUUUCUGCGCGGGGAUGAAUCCGACCCUGGAUCCUCAGCGGGUGGGGGGACUGGACACAAAGCGGCUGUCAUCGCUUGCCUUUUCGGGGUCUCCCCCGACCCCCGCGUUGCCACGUGGACGCCUGAGGGGUGGCGGCUGCAGACGAGCAAGGGGUGCCCGGAUCUCGUGAGAACCACGAGACAUUGAAACAAAUGAAGUACAUUUUGGUCACAGGCGGUGUCAUCUCUGGGAUUGGAAAAGGAAUCAUUGCCAGUAGCGUUGGGACAAUCCUCAAAUCAUGUGGAUUACACGUCACUUCCAUUAAAAUUGACCCUUAUAUUAACAUUGAUGCGGGCACCUUCUCUCCUUAUGAGCACGGUGAGGUCUUUGUGUUGGAUGAUGGAGGAGAAGUGGAUUUGGAUCUGGGUAACUAUGAACGGUUUCUUGAUAUCCGGCUCACAAAGGACAAUAAUCUGACCACAGGGAAAAUAUACCAAUAUGUCAUUAACAAGGAAAGGAAGGGAGACUACUUAGGUAAAACUGUGCAAGUUGUGCCCCACAUUACUGAUGCCAUCCAGGAAUGGGUGAUGAGACAAGCACGGAUCCCCGUGGAUGAUGAUGGCAUGGAGCCCCAAGUCUGUGUGAUAGAGCUCGGAGGAACGGUGGGAGAUAUUGAAAGCAUGCCUUUCAUUGAAGCAUUCCGCCAAUUUCAAUUCAAAGUCAAGCGAGAGAACUUCUGUAAUAUUCACGUCAGUCUGGUUCCCCAGCCAAGUUCUACAGGAGAGCAGAAGACAAAACCCACUCAGAAUAGUGUUCGUGAACUUCGGGGCCUCGGUCUAUCACCAGAUCUAAUCGUGUGCAGAUGUUCCACACCUCUGGAUACCUCAGUGAAAGAGAAAAUUUCCAUGUUUUGCCACGUAGAACCAGAACAGGUAAUCUGUGUCCAUGACGUCUCUUCCAUCUAUCGGGUUCCUCUGUUGCUAGAGGAGCAAGGAGUGGUGGAUUAUUUUAGGCACAGGCUCAACCUUCCCAUUGAAAAGCAGCCCCAGAGAAUGCUGAUGAAGUGGAAGGAGAUGGCAGACAGAUACGAUCGCUUAUUGGAGACCUGUUCUAUUGCCCUGGUUGGCAAAUAUACAAAAUUUUCAGAUUCAUAUGCUUCCGUCAUAAAAGCCUUGGAACAUUCUGCUCUAGCCAUCAAUCACAAACUUGAGAUAAAGUAUAUUGAUUCUGCUAAUUUGGAACCGGUUACAUUACAAGAAGAACCAGUACGAUACCACGAAGCUUGGCAGAGGCUUUGCAGUGCUGAUGGAGUUUUGGUUCCAGGUGGUUUUGGUGUUCGAGGUACAGAAGGAAAAAUCCAAGCCAUUUCUUGGGCAAGAAAGCAGAAGAAACCUUUCCUAGGAGUCUGUCUGGGAAUGCAGUUGGCUGUUGUGGAGUUUGCCCGCAAUAUCCUUGGCUGGCAAGAUGCCAACUCUACCGAAUUUGACCCUAAAACUACACAUCCAGUGGUAAUUGACAUGCCGGAACACAAUCCAGGUCAAAUGGGUGGAACCAUGAGGCUGGGCAAGAGAAGAACCAUCUUCCAAACCAAGAACUCAGUCAUGAGAAAACUGUAUGGAGAUGGUGAUUACUUGGAAGAAAGGCACAGACACAGAUUUGAGGUAAAUCCAGAGCUGAAAAACUCGUUUGAAGAGAAAGGUAUGAAGUUUGUGGGCCAGGAUGUGGAAGGAGAGCGAAUGGAAGUGGUUGAGUUGGAAGAACAUCCAUUUUUUGUGGGGGUUCAGUAUCACCCAGAAUUCCUCUCCAGACCCAUAAAACCCUCUCCUCCUUACUUUGGCCUCCUCCUGGCCUCCGCAGGAAAACUCUCACAUUAUCUCCAGAAAGGUUGCAGACUCUCUCCCAGGGAUACCUAUAGUGACAGAAGUGGAAGUAGUUCCCCUGAUUCUGAGAUCACAGAACUGAAAUUUACUGCAGAGAAUCAUGAGUAAACUGCUGGUGUUUGGAAAUUCUUCACUGGACAGCCAUACGUCCUGAGGAUUUUGUAGAUCAUGUUAUUAUAAUUGUUUUUUAUUUUGGAGGACAUCUUGUCGUUACUUUUAUUUUUAUUUUUUAAAAAAGAAAGUAUUCCGAGAAACUGGCAGUGCUGCUUUAGUUGUGCUCAACUGUGAACAAAGUGCAGAAGCUGAGGGAGGGGAAGAGACAUUUUGUUUGAACAGGCCAUUGUAAAUGCUCGCAGAAGAGGCCGCGCAGAAUCUCUGUUCAGGAUUUUGAUGCUUCUCCAUUGUUGAGAGAGGUAGAUUAUAUUGUCGGCAUCUCAGUGGAAAGUCGUGCAAGGCAGGCCAUCGCAAGCUUCUAAGGCAGAAGUUUUCAAACUUGGCAGCUUUAAGACUUGUGGACUUCAACUCCCAGAAUUCUCCAGCCAGCAUGGCUGGAGAAUUCUGGGAGUUGAAGUCCACAAGUCUUAAAGCUGCCAAGUUUGGGGAUCCCUAUUCUAAAGUAUUCUAAAACAAACUGGUGCUACACUUAACAUUGCUUAACCUUUCCGAAGAGUAUAAUUUUCCUGUUCACGAGAUACAGUGUAUUCUGAUGCUAAGCAAAUCUGGCCACACAUUCAAAGAUGUUUCAAAAAUGUGAGUGGUCAAUUCCCCCCCGUGCGCCCCAUUUUACGCAUUCACCAGAGGAGCAUGGCUUCCUUUAGUUCAGCUUCCUGAACUGAUUCGAUUCCUUGCAUCAAGGGGGGGGGGGG
Pantherophis guttatus is the source of this 2779-nucleotide messenger RNA. RefSeq names its product CTP synthase 1 (gene CTPS1). The record is from RefSeq and is a predicted model, not a curated record. NCBI's taxonomy places the organism in Eukaryota, Metazoa, Chordata, Lepidosauria, Squamata, Colubridae. Gene Ontology annotation, molecular function: CTP synthase activity; identical protein binding. Gene Ontology annotation, cellular component: cytoplasm; cytoophidium. Gene Ontology annotation, biological process: CTP biosynthetic process; pyrimidine nucleobase biosynthetic process.